AUGGAGAGGGGGAAUGAAGUGGAUGGUACAAGGCACAGACCUGGCAAUUCGUCUAAGGGAGUGUCAGCUGGGGGAGGGGCAACAGGAGGAGGUGGGGUGAAAGGAGCGGAUGUUUUGGGUGGGAAAGGCGUGAAAGGAGGGGUGGCAGGUGCGGGUGCUGCGAGCAUGGCUCAGAGGGGGUCGAGUGCUGCCAUGCGGAGAAGGGCCAUGUUGCUCCAAUCGGCGGCGUCACCACCGCCAUCAGCAGCAUCAAGCCACCCAGCGGCGCCCCAUUCUACCCAGCAGUCUGGAUCAGCCCCUCCUGCUGCCCCCAGGUCGCUGUGUGACCUGCUGCUGCCACACGUGGCAGGAAAGCUGCAAGCUCUGCUCUCGUCUCUUGUGCGCCUCUGUGCAACAGACUGGCCCUCCCACACCCAUCUGCAGCCGUUCAUCGUUGAAGCCCCUGCAUCCCUCGCAGCCUACCCCGCUGGUGCCGCUGGCUCGCUUCCUGGCAGCAGCAUCAGAGCUGCAGGUGCUGGGAGUGCUGCACGUAUACAUGUGGCCCCCUGCCCUGUGCUCAGUUUCCGCACAUUGCCCAUGCACCUCCGUUUGCCAUGUGCCCUCCCUGCCCUCCCAUACCCCACAGAACUCGGCUCCUGGCAGCAGCAUUGGAGCUACAGGGCCCGCUUCCUGGCAGCAGCAUCGGAGCUGCAGGUGCUGGGAGUGCUGCACCCCUCAUCCCGCCGCCGCACUCGCUCCAUGCAUCGUACCCUGCUGCCUUGGUUCCAAAGUGGCCAUGGUGUGAGUGCAUUCUGGCUUGCUGCCUGCUCUGAGCUCUUUGCUAAGACAAGUCCAUAUUUGUAA
Messenger RNA from Closterium sp. Naga37s-1, 843 nucleotides. The record is from the annotation of a GenBank genome assembly. NCBI's taxonomy places the organism in Eukaryota, Viridiplantae, Streptophyta, Zygnematophyceae, Desmidiales, Closteriaceae.